This is a messenger RNA of Gymnogyps californianus (California condor), 2003 nucleotides long. RefSeq names its product ETS transcription factor ELK4 (gene ELK4). Gene Ontology annotation, cellular component: nucleus. The transcript is spliced from 6 exons. The coding region runs from base 27 to 1253 and encodes 408 amino acids. Gene Ontology annotation, molecular function: DNA-binding transcription factor activity, RNA polymerase II-specific; sequence-specific DNA binding. Lineage: Eukaryota; Metazoa; Chordata; Aves; Accipitriformes; Cathartidae. Gene Ontology annotation, biological process: cell differentiation; regulation of transcription by RNA polymerase II. The record is from RefSeq and is a predicted model, not a curated record.
CUCCACUGCCUGUGCAGCUUACUGCUAUGGACAGUGCUAUCACCCUGUGGCAGUUCCUCCUCCAACUCCUCCAAGAGCCUCAGAACAAGAAUAUCAUCUGUUGGACCUCCAACGACGGGGAGUUCAAACUGCUGCAGGCAGAGGAGGUGGCCAGACUCUGGGGAAUCCGCAAGAACAAGCCCAGUAUGAACUAUGAUAAACUCAGCCGUGCUCUCAGAUACUAUUAUGUGAAGAAUAUCAUUAAAAAAGUGAAUGGUAAGAAGUUUGUGUACAAGUUUGUUUCUUAUCCGGAGAUUUUAAAUAUGGAUCCACUUGUCGUGGGCCGUAUAGAAGGAGACCCUGAAAUGACUGGUUUUGCGGAAGUUAGCAGUGCUCCAAAGGAUGUGGAAAACUGUGGGAAGGAGAAGUCUCAGUCAUGUGCUAAAUCCUCCAGCCGCAAUGACUAUAUCCACUCAGGCUUGUACUCCUCUUUUACUCUGAACUCCCUGAACUCUUCCAGUGUAAAGCUCUUCAGGUCCAUUAAGAUUGAGAAUCCAGCUGAGAAACUGACAGAGAAGAAACCCGCUCAGGAUCCAACACCCUCUGUCAUCAAGUUUGUAACCAUGCCCUCCAAAAAGCCUUCAUCUGUCCCCCUGUUAACUGUCCCUGAAGCUCCAGCACCUUUGCCAAACUUAACCACCAGCUUCACCCCAACUCCACCCAUAUCCUCAGUUUCUCCCACUCUGCAAGUUCCUUCCACACCCCCGUCGCCACCCCUGAGCUCUAAUCCUGACCUGGACAUUGACACGGACAUAGAGUCCGUGGCUUCUCAGCAGCUGGAGCAGGCUCAGAGCCUUCAGCAUCAAUCCCCAGAGCCCAAAGAGCAGGAUUCAUCUGUGCUGGAGAAGGAAUUUGCCAAUCACCUCUCCAGAUCUAAAAAACCCAAAGGGCUGGAGUUGGCUCCUACUCUCGUCAUUACAGGCAGCGAUCCAAGUCCACUGGGGAUUCUGAGUCCCUCUCUCCCAACUGCUUCUCUUACUCCAGCACUUUUCUCUCAGACUCCCAUCUUGCUGACCCCAAGUCCCUUGCUCUCCAGUAUUCACUUCUGGAGUACGCUAAGCCCAGUUGCUCCUCUCAGUCCCGCAAGGUUGCAAGGUGCUAAUACACUCUUUCAGUUUCCAUCAGUGCUGAACAGUCAUGGCCCAUUUACUCUGUCUGGACUGGAUGGACCCUCUACCCCUGGCCCAUUUUCCCCUGAUCUACAGAAGACAUAGCACAUGAACUCAUGGAAGGGACAUAUUGGCAAGCAAGGGAAAGAUAUGACACUUAUAUUUAACCACGUUUUUUAAAUGAGCAAUUUAUAAUUCCACAGAGAUUAUCAACAAUCAUAGUUUUUGCCAUUCCCAAAUAAAAUGCCUUUUUUGCAAAAUUCCCUUUUUUGAAGACCUAGGUUGGGAAUGUAUAUGCAAACGCCUUAAUAGGAGCUGAAGCUCCAGUCUCUUCUCUUCCCUCCUUGGUUUGGAAGACUUCACUAUGGUUAAAGGGAGUUUUGGUUGGUGUUGCAGUAACUGAGUCUGCACUGAUUGCAGUGAACAGUAUCAGAGAAGUCUUUUCUCUGUGACUCUUGGAAAAACCCUCUGUUCUUCUGCUUCCUGUGCUUGGCAAGAAGAAAUCUAAUCACGAUCGAAGCUGGCAUUCCAGGAAAUGCUUGGGAAAGGAGUGUGUGCACUCAGCUUUGCCUUGGGGCCUGAUAACUUCUGCAGCAACAAAACAGCCCGCGUCUUUUCUGCUGUAAAAACAUCUUGUCUUUUUGCAGGGAGAAAUUUUCAAGGAAUAUUCAAUGAUUGUGUUACUGAGAUAUGGACAAUUUUUGAAUGGCAUUGUAUACCGACAGUCCAGCCCCUCAGAGAAGUGGUCUGGCUAGCUUCUGGAUGCUUCCCUGCCCUCCUUUCGGUGAGGAAGCAAGGUCUGGAGACAAACGAAUGGUGGGAUUAGUUCCUUUCAGUUCUCAGAAAGUUUGAAUG